Molecule: messenger RNA, 330 nt
Organism: Necator americanus (New World hookworm)
Lineage: Eukaryota; Metazoa; Nematoda; Chromadorea; Rhabditida; Ancylostomatidae
Exons: 1
Coding region: 1-330 (109 amino acids)
Source: RefSeq, a predicted model, not a curated record
AUGAGUUGGUAUAGUCGAUUCAGACAAGGGAUCUACACUCUCGAAGAUGAAUUGAGGUCCGUAUCCCCAUCUGAACUCAACUUGAAGGAGCUGCGACGUGUUAUGAAAGCAGAUCCCUCUCAAUCUACGAGAGAGAUUUCAAGCACUCUAGGGACCGUCCAUGGUACUGGUGUUAAUAGACUGCAGAAACUCUGUCGAUAUGUGUUAAACCAUUUGAGGUCAGCUGACCUCGAACGCCAAAAACCGAAGAGAAGUGAAGUCGGAGCUCGGCGAACAUUACUGGAUGGUUUCCUGUCAAAAACCGUUUUCGCUUCUUUGGUCACAUGUUGA